This is a messenger RNA of Miniopterus natalensis, 480 nucleotides long. It is a transcript of the gene GLRX2, whose product is annotated as glutaredoxin 2. Gene Ontology annotation, cellular component: mitochondrion. Gene Ontology annotation, molecular function: protein-disulfide reductase activity. The record is from RefSeq and is a predicted model, not a curated record. Lineage: Eukaryota; Metazoa; Chordata; Mammalia; Chiroptera; Miniopteridae.
GCCUGGUCGCCGGGCCCCCGAGGAUGGGGAACGGCACAUCCUCAGCUUUGGGGGAGCCAGUGACCACGCCGGUAAAUCAGAUCCAAGAAACCAUUUCUGAUCAUUGUGUGGUGAUUUUCUCAAAGACAUCUUGCUCCUACUGUACCAUGGCCAAGAAGCUUUUUCAUGAUAUGAACGUCAGCUACAAGGCGGUGGAACUGGACACGCUUGAGUACGGGAGCCAGUUUCAGGACGCGCUUUGCAAGAUGACUGGCGAGAGAACAGUGCCGAGAAUAUUUGUCAAUGGAACUUUUAUUGGAGGUGCCACCGACACCUAUAGGCUUCACCAAGAAGGGAAGUUGCUUCCGCUGGUUCAUCAGUGUUAUUUAAGAAAAAGUAACAAGCAUUUUAGUGAUCAUGUUUGAGGGUGUCUGAAUAUGUGAGUAAUCCUCGUGAAAAAGUUGCUAAAAUAAUGAACAAUAAAUGGCUGUGGCAAUGUCA